Amphibalanus amphitrite is the source of this 2321-nucleotide messenger RNA. RefSeq names its product probable palmitoyltransferase ZDHHC24. The transcript is spliced from 4 exons. Bases 146 to 988 code for a protein of 280 amino acids. Gene Ontology annotation, molecular function: palmitoyltransferase activity. The record is from RefSeq and is a predicted model, not a curated record. Lineage: Eukaryota; Metazoa; Arthropoda; Thecostraca; Balanomorpha; Balanidae.
GCCAAAUCAAAACAUCACGAGAGAGAACAACAACCCCGGCAAGAAACUCUGACUCGGACUGGGGGUAAUUUAUUGUCGUUUAUUGCCAAGAAAGAGGUGCUUUGACGGGUUUUCUGUGAAGAGCGCCCACACUGCCUGCCUCACGAUGCGGUACCGCGCCAACUUCCUGCCGCGCUCCGUCAUGGACGGUUUCGCCACCGUGUUCAUGCUGACUGCCAUCGGCGUCACAUUCGUCAGCGAGGUGUCGCUGGUCCUUCCGGGUCUGGUGGACGGCCCGCUCUACUGGGUACAGGCCGUCAUCGGCAUCUUCAUCCUGUUCAACAUCCUCGGCAACAUCUUCGCCGUGAUGCGUCUGGACACGUCCACGCACGGCCUGCUGCUGCCGGCGAGUCUGAAGCCCGGCUGGCGGUUCUGCUCGGCGUGCGAGGCCACGGCGCCGCCGCGCUCCUGGCACUGCCCCAUCUGUCGGGCGUGCAUCCUGCGCCGUGACCAUCACUGCACGUUCACGGGCUAUUGCGUGGGCCACUUCAACCAGCGCCACUUCCUGCUGUUCCUGGCGUACCUGGCGCUUGGCGCGCUCUACUCGACAGUACUGAACGUCAUCUUUAUCAUGCGCGUGGUGGGCGGGUUCCACCUGCUGUCGCUGCUGCAGCUGGUCAUGCCGACGGCCAUGCUGGUGUUCGGCCUGGACGUGUCGCCCAAACAGCUGUACGCGUUUCUGUUCACCCUGGACCUGAUCGGGUUCCUGUUUGUGCUGGCUCUACUGCUCUACCACGGACAGGGAGCUCUACGAGGCGCCACCAACUACGAGAAGGUCCACCGGCAGUUCCAGUAUGACCUGGGCUGGAAGGAAAACCUGCGGCAGAUUUUUGGCACCCGCUGGUACCUGGCCGUGUUGUCGCCGGCAGUACACUCACCCCUACCUUCAGACGGCAUCAGCUUCACAACAGCCGAACAGUGGAGGUUGGAGGGAGACAAACAUCGCUGAGAGACGCUGUCGUGGUAUCCCCUUCUCCGUCACAGCCUGCUGAAGUGCUAGGUGGGCGACGCGGGCCCUGAGGUGCCCUGAGGUGACGCGCGCCCUGUGGUGUAGGAAGGGGUUGAGAAGUUUCAGAAGAGAGAUGACAAGGAGGGAAAUGUUAAACGAGGGACGAUGGUAGGUUGAAGGGGUGACCUUCAUAUGGUGACGAGCUAUGCAGCCGAAUAGCGAAGCAGUGUUGUGGAUCUGUGAUGGCUUUAGGGUGGUGCUCUUUGCGGCUUGCUGAGAGCCGGGUCGUGCCGUCGUCGAAUUAUGAGCUUCUCAAGACAAGAUGAUGUGUGGUAUGGUCUCGAUAUCGGUCUCAACAGGAUCAAUAUGCGGUCUUAGUGUCGGUUGGCCAGUAAGGCAAAGUGUUUUGAUUCCAUCCACGGGACAGUGGGCUCUCGAUCAGCUCCCCCGAGGGGCCGGUUACGCUCAGUCGCCGUCCCAACAGGCAGGCGGCCCGAUGUGAAAUGGCGUUGGCAGGGUUCCGCCCAACCUGACGCCCUGUGAUAGGAGUGUGAGGGCCUGGGGCCAGGGUGGACUGUGUGUGGACACAGGCGGUGACUUACGACACGCUACCGUCGGUAAGAAGUGAGAGCAUCGGGUAAGAGCGAGUCCCGAGUGAGCGUUGAAGUUAGAUAUGCUCUGUUUAGCGAUGCUGGCAGACUGGUGGCAGCGCCGUAGUUAUCGUUCCGGCCGCUAGGUGGCGGGGUUGAUGUGCUUUCGAUCCUGGUCACAGCCUACGACAAGAGAUGGAUGAUGUCGGUAGAGGAAGCGAUGUGUUCCCACGUUUGAGAGACGUCGCUGUUAAAUGUGCUUGCCUUAAUAUCACUGAUUGAAUGGUGUUCAAUUCAUGUAUGUAAUUGUCGUAGAUCGCCGUACGCUAGGUUUUUGCUAGAACUGCUCCAUGUGAUUGGUUAUGAUUUGUACAUUGAUUGCACAAUGAUUAUACGUGGCUGUUGUGUGUAGCUGGACAAACAUGUUUAUUGUUCAUGCACCAGUACAUAUUGUAAUUCUUUCAACUAAAGGACUGCGUGAAAAGUGACUAUGAGAUCCUGGAGUAUGCUGCUUUCUUGUAGAUAAAAAAGCUUUUCUGUGCGUGCUACCUGGGUAAGCUCCAUUCUCGAUAAAAGUGACUUCUACUGCGUCCAAGUGGAUUUGACAAUUCACCCAUUCGUACCUAUGCAUCAUUGGUGUUAUGUCUACAUGAACGUUUUGAUGUGCUUAUAUGCAUAAAUGUGUCUGAAAUAUGCAACGUUAAAUGUGUAAGUAAACGUGUAAGCUCCAAAGAUUUUGGUAA